Erythranthe guttata (spotted monkey flower) is the source of this 1005-nucleotide messenger RNA. Its product is annotated as mitochondrial import receptor subunit TOM20. The record is from RefSeq and is a predicted model, not a curated record. Gene Ontology annotation, molecular function: protein binding. Gene Ontology annotation, biological process: protein insertion into mitochondrial outer membrane. Gene Ontology annotation, cellular component: mitochondrial outer membrane translocase complex. NCBI's taxonomy places the organism in Eukaryota, Viridiplantae, Streptophyta, Magnoliopsida, Lamiales, Phrymaceae.
CUAAUUGAUUAGGAUCCAAAAACUCAAUUCGCAGAAUCAAUCAAAACCUACAAAAACAAAAGGGGAAAAAGAAGCUUCAUCUCUGUCGCGGAAAACAUGGACAUGGGAAACGAUUUCGAUCGCCUUCUCUUCUUCGAGCACGCCCGUAAAACCGCCGAAGCUACUUAUACUAAAAACCCUCUCGAUGCCGAUAAUCUGACCAGAUGGGGAGGCGUGCUGCUGGAGUUAUCGCAGUUUCAGAACGGCCCGGAGUCGCAGAACAUGGUCCAAGAUGCUAUCGAGAAGCUAGAAGAGGCUCUGAUUGUUGACCCUAGAAAGCACGAUGCACUCUGGUGCCUUGGAAAUGCAUAUACAUCGAACGGGUUUAUUACUCCCGAUCCUGAUGAAGCUAGGGUUUUCUUUGAUAAAUCUACCCAUUACUUUGAGCAAGCAUAUGAAUUGGAACCACAAAACGAACUCUACAAGAAAUCAUUAGAAGUGGCUGCCAGGGCUCCGGAGUUACACGCGGAGGUACACAAGCAUGGUGGUUUGGCUGAGCAGGCUAUGGCGCCAGGCCCUUCGGCAUCCACUAGUACAAAGCAACAGAGUGGAAAGAAGAGCGGAAAUAGUGAUCUCAAAUACGAUAUUUGUGGAUGGGUGAUUCUUGCAGUUGGCCUUUUCGUAUGGGUUGGGUUUGCAAAGUCUAAUAUGCCUCCACCUCCCUCCAUCUAAUUUUAGGUGUUUGCUUCAUAUAUGACUUGGCUCGACUCCUACCGCAACGAACUUUCUUUUGGUAGAUGUCGUAAUCUAGAGAAUACCAGUUUUCUAGCUUUCUUUUCGGUUAUUUUUUUACGGAAUCCUUCAUUAUUGAAACCAUUAAUAAACGACCUCGUACUUUACUUUUUUCAAAUCUUGUAGCUUCCUCUCUUUAUUUGGCCUUGGAGAUCUUGAAGAUUUUGUUGUUGUAUCGGCAGAUCUCAAAUUUGACGAAGAUUUUGUCGCAUCUUUAACUUGUCUGGAUUAUCC